UAUUUCACGAAUCGUUUGUGACUCGUAAUAGCAUUUCUUGGCGAAAUAUUGAUUUUUCACGGUCAUAUGUUAUCAAAUAUGACAAACGUAAUUCGAAAGAAAAGUUUAAUAUGUUUCAACAUUCUUCGCACAUUCCUUUUAACGAAUUUUUUAUUUGUAAAUGUGGAUCAGAUAAAACGAAUUGGCAAAAAGAAGCGUAUCGACGAGAGUUUCAACCCCAUCUAUGGUACUAUGAUAAACGUCAUCAGAGAUCUUCUUGUCCAUUUCGACGCAGAUGUGAUUAUUUUAAACUUCUUCAAUCUGUCAACAAAUCUCUUCCUAAGAACGAACGUUUAAUCAACAUGAAUAAGAAAGGUUCUUUGAUGAGAAUUAAAAAGAUAUUUCGCACCAUAAAAUUAGAUUACGAUAUAUAUCUUUGGGUUAAAAAUCUUAACGACACGGCAUCUUCCAUCUAUAAACAGGAGAGUGAACUACUUCAAAAUUUCAAGAAAUCUAUCUUUAAGCGAGCAAAAAAGAAGAAAAUAAACAUAUCCGAAAUUAAACCGAUUGUCGAAUCGCGUUUAACAGUUCUUAAUCGAUCUCCAGAAUAUCAUCCUCAAUCUCCAAAUUUCUGUCUAGUAUAA
This is a messenger RNA of Dentiscutata erythropus, 623 nucleotides long. The record is from the annotation of a GenBank genome assembly. NCBI's taxonomy places the organism in Eukaryota, Fungi, Glomeromycota, Glomeromycetes, Diversisporales, Gigasporaceae.